Molecule: messenger RNA, 2164 nt
Organism: Esox lucius (northern pike)
Lineage: Eukaryota; Metazoa; Chordata; Actinopteri; Esociformes; Esocidae
Gene: mcl1b
Product: MCL1 apoptosis regulator, BCL2 family member b
Exons: 3
Coding region: 188-1051 (287 amino acids)
Biological process (GO): release of cytochrome c from mitochondria; extrinsic apoptotic signaling pathway in absence of ligand; positive regulation of apoptotic process
Cellular component (GO): mitochondrial outer membrane
Molecular function (GO): protein heterodimerization activity; protein homodimerization activity; channel activity
Source: RefSeq, a predicted model, not a curated record
CCGCUUCAUCGUUACUGUUCAAGGCUUGCAGUCAACAAUGGAGGACAUUUAAGAAACGGAGUAACCGGGGCGUGCUAGUUCUUUCUACAGUAACCACUGGACGUGUAACCUUUUCCAAAAGCGGACAUUUAUUUUUCAAAAGCGCUUAUUUUUUUUUAUGUUUAUCUAAGCUAAACGUAUAUUCAAGAUGAACCUGUCGAAAUCGCUUACACGAGCCACAACUACGAUGCUCAACGUUCAAAAUGGAGUCGUGGGAUCUUUGUAUUCUGGUGCCCCUUUGUGCUAUUUUAGCCCGACAGGGCCCUUAUGUCCUGCGGCCUCUUCGAAGUCCAAAAUGGACGUUGAUUUAGGAAAUGGGACUGCUGAUACUCCUGUCCGACCUACGAAGUUAGAAGUAAAUAUGACGAAACCCAACGUAUUGGAUAGUCGUUUGUCAGACCUGGCCGACGACUCCGACGACUCAUUGCCGUGCACUCCCCUGAUGGUUACUGAGUGUAGUGCGGGGUUAUCACAUUGCCCAUCGGGCAAUGAGGUUUUGGACAACGAUACCAGACAACUCAUUGAGAAUUUAUUAAGGGACUACACAGGACUGUCUCAACCUCGUUGGAAACAAAACAAGUCUCUUGUGACGAUGAAAAGAGUGGUGGGCGACGUAAUAGCCAAGCACACAUACGCAUACAAGGGUAUGAUCUCCAAACUUUGCUUGGAUGAUCAAGGGGAUGACAUGGGUUUCAUCACGUCUGUGGCCAAGAGUCUGUUCAGUGAUGGGACUACAAACUGGGGUCGCAUUGCCAGCUUGGUGGGCUUUGGGGCAGUAGUGAGUCAACACCUGAAGGAGAUGGGCAAGGGAAACUGCGUUGAGUUGGUUGGCCAAGAAAUCUCCACAUACCUCCUCACUGACCAAAGGGCCUGGCUCGUGAAAAACAACGCUUGGGAUGGAUUUGUAGAGUUUUUUCAUGUAGAAGAUCCAGAGUCCUCAGUAAGGAACACCCUUAUGGCCUUUGCAGGAGUUGCUGGAAUUGGGGCAACACUUGCCCUGUUAAUCAGGUGAAUUGGACUAUAAAAGACUUCUUGUGGUUCCUUUUUCUCAAAGCAGAUUGGACUAUUCCUGCAAGUUUUCUGAAAUCCUUAAUAUCAGUGACUACUAUGUGGUUAGCCCAAAGGGUAAGUCUGAUUUUAGGCCAUUACUGCAUUGGGAUAGUCCUCAGUUUAGCAAUAAGGCUCAUGCUCAAGUUGUUUUUUCAGCAUCAAUAUUUUUUCUGUUUGUUGAUGAGACGUAUGAGAACAUUUGUUAAUACAUCCCAAUAUUCAUCUGACUCCUAAAAUGUAAUGGCUGUGUAAAAUUGAUUUUUAUUUAAUGUACAAAGGACAGAUGUUUUAUUUUUUUAAUAAAUGUAUUGAACUUUGACUCAUUGUACAGUAACCAAGUUAAUUCUUCAGAAAAUUGUAUACGCAGUCUAAGUAAUCAAAUGGAAAAUCUGACUGACCAAGUUUCCUUAAAUGACUGGUUUCUUGUCAAUGAGUUACACAUGCAUAAGGAUUUGUGUAAGAACUUUAUUGAACUUACAAGUUGGGGCCUUAAAAUGUAAACUAAAACUUCAGAAGUUGCGUAGAGGGACUAUAUAAAAUUGCCUUACAUGCUUUUGCGUGUUUAAAUUCUUUGUAGACAGAUUGUGUAAAACAAGAAGUGACUUAAUUUUACUUCUGGGUAACUUCGAUCAUUCUUAUCUUAAAGCCCACAUUCCUACUGCUCAUUCCAAAACCAGUCAUGUAAUUUGCAUGGAUAAAAUUACUUCCUGAUUCCGAACUGCCUGUUGCACAAGGUUGUAUUGGAAGGGGGAGGGGGCUCGUUUUGACAGGCACGUCAGUUAAGCCCAUUCUCAAGUCUUUAAACAUUUAAUUACCAAAUGUUAUGCAUUUAAAAUGAUCACUGGAAUUUUAAAUGUGGGCUUAAAGAUGGGUUCUGGCAUUCACUCAGUAGUCCUAAUCACCUGGACAAUUUAAGCAAUGCAGUUCCACCCGGUAAACCGGCCUAACUAACCCUAAUGAUGCAUUAUAAGAUUACAUUAAUUUGCUGAAGUCAGUUGGACCAGCACUUGAAAGCUAAAAGGACAUGAUUGUAUACACAUUUGUGACCGAAAGGAAUAAAGGGUGUGACUUCAUA